AGUGCUUAAAAAAUACCGAUAACGAAUGUAACAUACUUGGUAUAUUUUAAAUCACAGUUUGUGCACAAGUGCUAUCGGCACAAGUGCUGCCCAUAUCUUUUGAUUCAAAACAACAUGCUUGAUGAAUUGAACUAAUCAAAUGAACAAGUCAACUUGACAAUGAUAUAUAUAUUAGAUAUAUAUAGAUCGGCAGAAUUGUUUGUUUCUUCUCUAUAAAAGCCAGUGAUCAAGAAGCCUUCAUUCAGUUCAUAUAGAUAGUUGUGCGCAUAAGACAAAGAAUAUUCACUAGCAAAAUGUUGACGAUCGCAAUUUUAUUGGGUGUCAUCACUCUGUUGUACAUUUGGCUGAAAUGGAAUUAUUCGUUUUGGAAACGGAAUAAAGUGCCAGGUCCAGAGCCGAAACCAUUUGUUGGGAAUAUUGGAUCGAUGUUCACUUUUUCGGAGCAUUGGGGUUUGGUGAUUACGGGUUUGUAUAACAAAUUUUCCAAUCAACCAUACAUCGGCUAUUACAAAUUAUUGAAGCCAGCGAUUGUAGCGCGUGAUCCCGAUUUGGUUAAAGAUAUUAUGAUUACAAAAUUCAAUAGUUUUCGUAGCAAUGAUUUUAAUGUCAGUAAAAAGCACGAUGAAUUAACUGCCCUGAAUCCUUUUUUUACUCGUGAUGAGGAAUGGAAAGAAGGACGAAAAUUGAUUACACCAGUUUUCUCAUCCAGCAAAUUGAAAAAUUUGAUGCCGGUGAUGAAUGGAGUUGGUACUGAAUUUGUUGAAUUCAUAAAAUCAUAUCAAUCCAAUGAAGACAUCGUUGCAAAAGAUCUUGCAAUGCGAUUUGCUGUACAAAACUUGGUGAAAUGUGCAUUCAGUAUUGAUCCAUUAUGUUUCAAUAAAGAGACUGAAUCCGAAUUUAUGUCAAACGUAAAGGAGUUAUUUGAGCCAUCAUUUUGGGCAGGAUUGAAAUUUUUAGUAUGGCCCAUUGUGCCGAAAUGGGCGGUUGAUUUCAUUCCCAUUCCUUUCGCAUCCGCAACGGUGGAUCAUUUUAUUCGAAAUUUAGUUGCAUCAAAUAAAGCUUCUCGAUCGGACGACGUUCAAAGACAUGACUUUUUCCAAUUGUAUCUUCAAUUCCAAAAGAAAUACGGUUUCGACGACACUACAUUAUCGGGCCAUUCAUUAAAUUUGUUCGCCGAAGGUACAGAAACUUCAAAUACUGCUUUGUCAUUUGCAUUGUAUGAGCUAGCGAUCACUCCGAAUUGCCAAGACAAACUUUUCAAAGAGAUAUCGGAUACGCUGAAGAAGCAUAAUGGCCAAUUGACAU
Messenger RNA from Sitodiplosis mosellana (orange wheat blossom midge), 1305 nucleotides. RefSeq names its product probable cytochrome P450 6a13. Gene Ontology annotation, molecular function: monooxygenase activity; heme binding; oxidoreductase activity, acting on paired donors, with incorporation or reduction of molecular oxygen. Lineage: Eukaryota; Metazoa; Arthropoda; Insecta; Diptera; Cecidomyiidae. The record is from RefSeq and is a predicted model, not a curated record.